Molecule: messenger RNA, 624 nt
Organism: Torulaspora delbrueckii
Lineage: Eukaryota; Fungi; Ascomycota; Saccharomycetes; Saccharomycetales; Saccharomycetaceae
Gene: CSE4
Product: centromeric DNA-binding histone H3-like protein CSE4
Exons: 1
Coding region: 1-624 (207 amino acids)
Biological process (GO): rRNA transcription
Cellular component (GO): nucleosome
Molecular function (GO): DNA binding; protein heterodimerization activity; structural constituent of chromatin
Source: RefSeq, a predicted model, not a curated record
AUGGAGCUCAAACAGUUGGACCACAACGCCAGCAUCCACAGCGACUCUGGUGCUAGGACAUUGAGCAACGUGAACAGGUUAUCUGUAGAACAACAGCGGAUUAAUGAAAGAGCCCUAUCACUCCUUCAACGUAAUAGAGAACGUAGAGAGUUGCUAAGGAGGCAACAAGAUAGACGAAGGUUUGAACGAAUACCUGAACGGCAAUAUAUUCAACCUGCGGAGCACCGGUACGCCUUAGAUGAAGUAACAAGAAAGCGCGAUGAGCUGGGGAGGCAACAGAGGAAGAGGAAAGUACGGGUCAAUAAGAAGGUCAGUUCGCAUAGUAAGCAUACACCGAGUGAAUUGGCUCUAUAUGAAAUAAGGAAAUACCAGCGAUCGACCGAGCUGCUAAUAUCGAAGAUCCCUUUCGCGAGGUUAGUCAAAGAGGUGACCGAUCAAUUCACUACAGAGGAACAGCAAUUGAGGUGGCAAUCGAUGGCUAUUCUAGCCCUUCAGGAGGCUAGUGAAGCGUACCUUGUUGGGCUACUAGAGCAUACUAAUCUGCUCGCGUUGCAUGCCAAAAGAAUUACGAUAAUGAGGAAAGAUAUGCAACUGGCGAGAAGGAUACGAGGCCAAUUUUUGUAG